AUAUUUCCUACUGAGGCGAAAGGAAAAUCUUCACCUCCCGUUCGCAGCGGUUUCAUUGUUUAGGCCCGCCCUCCAGCUGGCACUGUAUGAAGUUACUUUUGGCACGACGCAAAUUCACAACACGUCCCGGAACAAGUCCGACAAACGUGUACUAUCGCGUGCCUUGUGCAAUACAGUGUUUCUUUUAACCGUUGGACUUCUCUUCUAAAAGUGAACAACGUAUUUUAACGGUCAGUGACCCAACAUGUCGUAUAAAAAUGUAAUGGUUCGUCGAUUUCAAGAAUAAACACAAUUACGGACUAACCAAUGGAUGCUGGUAAUGCAGUUAUGCUGUAUAUUCAAGAAAGAAAUGCAAUUUAGUACUAGAGCAGCUGACAACCCAGAGAAUUUAAAAAUGGCUCAAGAGAUUGUGCAGUUUGCAAAAGAAAAUAUUAGCUUCGAUGCAGAGAUGAACCCUCUAAAUUAUGCAAUCGCGAGUGGAGAUAUUAAGAAUAUAGUGGAAGCUGUUUCAGAUGCUAAAAAGAUUUCAGCUGAUAAGCUAAAAGACAAAGGAUAUCCAGAAUUCUGCCGAUACCUCCUCAAAGAAGCAGGGUUACUGAGAGAUGGAAACUAAAAAUAUUUUAUAUUAUAUAUGAAUAUAAAAAUGCUAUUAUGAACUGUUAAAACAGGGCUCCAGAAAUACAACUUAAAGCUUCAAGCCACUUAAAAUAUAUCUGCCCAGAAUUUUAUAGUAUUCUUUUAUACAAAUAUUUUUACAGGAACAUUUUAAAAAUUCACCAUUUAGCUUUUGGUUAACAUUUAUCUAUUUAUUGUAUAAUAAAAUUAACAGUCAUUAAUAUGCAUAUGUAUAUCACUUGAUUAUUUACUACUAUCAGAAUGAAACUAAAAAUAUACCCAAUUUUGCUAUAUGUUCACUUACCUCUGUUAUGUAAACAAACAUAUUUCUGAAGCCCUGGGUGAAUGUAUAAUAAAGGUAUAUGUUCCUGGUAUGUUACUUAAUUAUACAUGGAAUAAGGGUAUGGUAUUUAAAUUAAUUUAUAAUUUCACACAGUCAUACAUAUUGUAAUGGAUAUCUGCAUACAGCACUCUAAAACAAGACAUAUUUGUUUACCAAAUCUGAAGGUAUUUAAAAACCUAUGAAAUUAUGUUCAUGGAUUGAACCAAGUACUAUCUGGUAGCAGAGCAUGAAGAUUCAAAACCACUUAUGCCAAAGUUCCACCUGAACAUGAUACUGAGCCAGUUGCAUCCAUCUCCUAUCCUCAUACUACUUCCUAGGAUCCAUUCUAAUGUAAUCCUCCCAUCCUGCUGUUCUUUCAAGCAAGUCAUUUCCAAAAGGUUUCCCAAACAGAAUUUGUAUUUUGUUUGUCUCCAUCACCCACUGUUCAAGUUACAUGUCAAGCCCGAUGUGGUCUCCCCUAGGUGACUGGUAUAAUUUCCAGACUUCCCUGUCAUGUAAUCCCCCCAUUUCCUAUUUAUUCCAUCUCUCUUAAGUUGAAAGAUUUUCCUGGGAACCUUCUUUUUAACAGCAUUAAUUUUGUACUUCAGUCAGUGUUGUAGAAUGUGAUUUAUGCCCUUUCUGAACACACUGUACAGAAAUCAAUUCUGUGCUCAGACAAAUUCAGAAUUUUACAGCUUGUUGUAAACAUGAAUGUAAAAUCAACAGUAUUUAAUUUUUGGGAUUCACAAACAAAAGCUGUGAAACAGGCACAUACUGAAUAUGUAAAACUAAUUCGCUUUCUCCUUGGUGCAGAAUUUUCUUUCAAAAUGUUAAUAGUUAUUGAUAGUUUUGAUAGUUAUUUAUUGUUACAGAACGUGAAUAUUCAUUAUGGUAUUCAUAUCACGACUUUCAACUAAACACUGCAUGUCUAAGUUGACUAACAAAUUUCUGGGUAAGUUGUUCCUGGAAAAGACAGUAGUUAUUCAUCUCGUCAAGAAAUUUCCUUCUUUUAAUGAAUAAGAAGAUUCAGUAUUAUUUUCAUAGAAGUCUGCUUUGGACCCUAAUUCUGAGUCACCCCAACCCUUUCCUGCCUUCACACUCUUUCUUGAAGAUCCAUUUUAAUAUUAUACUCCAAUCUGUGCCUCUUCUACCAUGUGAUCAACAGGAAACAAAUUAUGCUACUCUCAGAAAUCAGGGAUAUACAUAUACCUCUUUGACAGAGCACUGUGUCAUCUGAAUGCACACAGUGGUUGCAUGCAUAUGCAAGGCCUACAAGGCCUGCACAGAAACACCUGCAGCCUCAGCAGUCUCAGGCCUAGAGCAAAUACGAGUAGCGUGGAUAACUACUUGCAGUUUAAAGACACUCUGCUAUGCUUUUUCUUUGCAACUAACUGUGUAUUUUGCAAAAUCAAGAGACAGGAACAUAAAACCUGUUGCAAUAUUGCCUUUGAUCAAAUAAAGUCACAUCAAGAAAUAAUCAUGCUCUCACUGUAUCACUGAACUUCAUUCACUGGGCUAUGAAAAUGCAUUUUUGUUGUUUUCCUCUUGUUUUGUCUUAAAGUUACAUUAUUUUAGGAAAAUCAUGUGAAAAUAAUAAGCAGUAAGGGUUAAAAUCCAAUUUCAUGUUUGACAGUUACCACAUUCUGAGCAAUUCUCCCACCCUGCUCAUCAAAAAGGAAUGCACAUUCGCAGAUCUUGGAAAAGGAAGAUCUGGCUGUCAGUUUUGGAGCACGGUUUCAGCUGUAUAUGAAAUGCUUAAACAAUUUUUGCUCCAUAAUUCCCAACUUCUUCAGUCCCAGAAUUAAGAAAAGACUGUCCAAAUGAAUAAUGCUGAGUGACAGUUAAUUCCACAUGGCAGGAUGUUCAAGCUGUGAACAAGGAGGUAAUACUUCCCCAGAGAAUGUCAGGCGAUGGACAGAUAAACUGUCAAAUGUUCUGUUCAGCUCAACAGCCAGGCAGAAGUUUCAUGACUAUCUUGAAUCAAGGGAGUUGGAACACGGGCAGAGGCUACUGGAAUUCUGGGAGAAAUGUGACACAUUCUUGAUUCAAGCAGAGAAAUCAGAGCACCAUAAGCAGGGAUGGAGACUAAGGAGUCCUGAGAAAAAAGCAAGACCGAUGGCAAAAAUUAUUAUCUGCUUUAUAUUUCCUAGAUCCCCAACAGGGAGUGGAACAACUCGUCAAAGACAUCAAAAAACAACAAUGAAACAAGAGGCACAGUUAAUUGUACAGUUUGCAGGUUCUGAGAUUAACUUCGACUCAGCACAGAUGCAAGCUUUAUACACUGCAGUUGAGAGUGGAGAGAGAGGGGCAAUAGUGAAGGCUAUAAUAGAAGCCAAACAAACUGCAGCAGAAAUGCUGGAAGAUGAAGGAUAUCAUGAGUUCUGUCAAUACCUGCUUAAGAAACAAGGAUUACUGGAAGACAGAAAGUGAAAACUUUUGUGCACGUCACAAAAUUGAGAAUCCAGAUAUGUGAUGAGUGACUUGAUGUUACAGUAACCAGUACAAGUAAGUGCCUGGAAGUGACUGAUUCUGUUGAAAUGAGAAUGUACAGCUUAGCUCUUGUUUUUGUGAAAAUUUGUAGAUCUUCAUUUGUUACAGUGACAGUAUAAGUCCUGUUUUCUAUACAGAGCAUUUAAAAAAAUGUAGUAAGAGAUUUUAAAAAAUACAAGGUAGAUAACAUAGUAUUUAUAAUAUUGUGAUGCAAUUCCCUAUAAGUCAGAUAUUUCAGAGGAACAUUCUGCCUCCAUCUUCAGGGUCAGAAAGUAAGACACACAAUAAAGCAGUAAAAAGCAGGCUGCUAGCAGAGAGCUGUAUGGUGGAAACCAUCAUAUUCCUCUAAAAUGUAGCAUCACUGUAAGAACCUCAUACACAACAUGUGACAAUAUUUAUAAUACUGUAUUCAUUGUAAAUACCCAUGGAGUACAGGUGUAUAAUAAUUACACUAUUAUAUGCAGUACUAAUAUCACCCAACUACAGUAAACCGUCACUGAUCUGAUUACAGUUAAUCUGGAUCGAAGUAUGAAAAUGCUGUUCACAGCUAAGUACAUACUUAAAAACAUAUAUAUGGAAUUUAGGAAAACAGAUGAAUCACUUGUCUGUUCAAACAAAACUUCAGUUUCUGCAAACCUGCACUAUUACAUUCAGAAACAAAUAUAAUUUCUGAGUCUUCUAUCAAUGAAUGAAUGUACUGUCUUAUAGUUUUUAAAUAAAUGCUCUA
This is a messenger RNA of Cryptotermes secundus, 4154 nucleotides long. RefSeq lists its product as uncharacterized. Lineage: Eukaryota; Metazoa; Arthropoda; Insecta; Blattodea; Kalotermitidae. The transcript is spliced from 4 exons. The record is from RefSeq and is a predicted model, not a curated record. Bases 2789 to 3367 code for a protein of 192 amino acids.